Molecule: messenger RNA, 525 nt
Organism: Rhinichthys klamathensis goyatoka
Lineage: Eukaryota; Metazoa; Chordata; Actinopteri; Cypriniformes; Leuciscidae
Product: butyrophilin subfamily 1 member A1
Exons: 4
Coding region: 163-525 (120 amino acids)
Source: RefSeq, a predicted model, not a curated record
GUCAACAGCAGGAAAGGCGAAGACUACUCUGAACAAUUACAAAAAAAUCACAUACAGAUCUCAUAACUCGCAGUUUUUCUUGAGAAAACUUGUGAGAGCUUCGGGUCCUCUGCACAUUCUUCUAAUGAGACUUGAGAUAUUUCAACAGAAAAGGAGAGAAUAAUGGCAUCUGCAAGCAGCAACGAGUUUCAUCUUAUUGUCCCUAAUGAAUCUCAGAGUGCUGAGGUCAAACUGGGGUCUGAUGUCACCGUACCGUGUCAUCUGUCACCUGAAAUCAGCGCUGUUGACAUGGAGAUCAGGUGGUUUAAGGAGACAGGCUGUGCUUGUCUCUAUAAGAACAGAGAGGUGAUAGAAGGAAGGAGCUACGAUGGCAGAACAGGUCUGUCCACUAAAGAGCUGAACAGAGGAAAUGUUUCCUUGAACCUCAGAGAGUUCAGAGAAUCAGACAUAGGGGUUUACCUGUGUCAGGUCAUCAGUGAAGACAGAACAGAGGAAAUAACAAUAGGAUUAGAAGGGAGAAAUUAA